GGUGGCGUGGAGAACGCGCGAUCAUGGAGCCGCCCGCCCUGACCGUGAGCGCCGCGGUCCGGGAGCACCUGCGGAAGUUGUGUCUGCACGAGUUCCCGUGCGGCACGGGCAGCUGGAAUAAGUCGCGCUUUCUUCCUCAAACUUGCCGAGCAUGGCGGGAGCUGAUCCCCAGAGAGGAGGACGCUGUGGGCCCCGGGGAGGAGACGGUGGAUGCCCUGCUGGGCCUGGUCUGCAGCCCCCACUCACCCUGGGCCCUGCUGGAGGGCUCAAGCGCUGAGGACCGUUUUCUGAGAGAGCUGGCCGUCCAGAAUCCUCUGAUGCUCAAAGACAGCUUCUUCUACACCUACUUCAGGUCGCUACGGGUGGUGGACAAACAGGUGAGCCUGGUGGACAAAGACCUCCUGAAAUUUGUGAAGCUUGAAGAGUUGGUGCUGAGUGCUAAUCAAAUCAAGGAGAUUGACACCACCAACCUGCCCCCAACUCUCAAGGUGCUGGAGCUCUACGGCAACAAGAUGACCAGCAUGGAGUGUCUGUGCACCCGCCUGCCCCCAAGGCUCCAGCACUUGGGGUUGGGUCACAACAAGCUUCUGGGCCCCCUGGAGAGUCUAUACGUCACCAGUGAUUACUGGCCCAACCUCGUCUCCCUGGACCUGAGCUUCAACGACCUGACGGACCUGCAGGGCACAGUGGCCGGCCUCCGAACGCUGCGGCACCUGAGGUUGCUGGUGCUGCAGGGGAACCCGCUGGCCCUGGUGCCCUGCUACCGGGGCUUCGUCAUCGACAGCCUGUCCGGGCUCUGCGUGCUGGACGACAUCACCGUGGCAUCCAGCGAGAAGCAUCUGUUCCGAGGGCUCAGCCACAGCGGGGAUCUCCUGGCGCAUGAGGCGCGGUUAGUGGUGACUGUUGGACACGUCAGAGGGGUUCUGGACUCCUCGGUCUUGGACCCGGAACCAGGGCCCCAAGGCCCUUUCAUCGCUUACAGCUAUUAUGUAACGUACGAGUUUGUGGAAGAUGAGGAAGGCGAAGGAAAUGAAUACGGCCGCGUUCUGGCUGAGAUCGUCAAGCCCUCUCCCAGCACGGAACAGCUGGGUAAGGACAUUCCCAAAGAGCCCGUCAAAGAGGCUGAAGACUCCGUAGAGUCUGGGCUGGCCUCCCAGUCCCGGUCCGGGGAGCUGGCGGUGUCUGUCGUCUCCGGCGCCUCAGCGCCCUUGCCGCGGUCCAUAGACUCUGCAGAAGAGCUGGCCAAGCUGCGGCCGCGCCUGGAUCCCCGGCUCUGCCCGUCCCCGGGGACAGUUCUCUUUAGCACAGUCCGCAAGCCCUGGUCUGACGUCAUCCCCUGCGACUACAAGAUGCAGCACACGCUCAAGGACCUGGUGCCGCUCAAGGCCUUCCUGCUCUCAGGGACCACCGUCACCAUCGUGGAGGAGAAGAUUCUCUCCUGGCCUGCGGUGCCACCUUCCCCCAGCAAUCCCUCGGCUGCUGAGAAGGGAAAGGGAGAGAAGGACAAGAAAGGGAAGAAGAAAGACAAGAAGGGAAACGAUGGGAAAGACAAAGCGGGCAAAGGGGAGAAAGAACCAGGCAAGGAGCGGAAGGGGAGCAAGAAGAAGAAGGAGCUUCGUCAGGACCUGCGCCAGGACCCGCCCGUCCUCCGGGUGCUGGGCAGUGGCCCGGUGGUCCUGGAGCCCCUGCUCUCCGGGGAGCCAUUCGUGUCCACCAUGUGCAACUUUGGGGUGGUCCGUACCUUGGAGACCGACAGGCUGACGCUUUACAGGGAUUCAAAGAAGAAUAAGAGUAAGAAAGCUAAAAAAGCUGCUCUGGAGGCCGGGAGGUCCAAGACCACGUUGCCGGCAACAUCAGUGUACGAAAGCGACUACCGCCCCGACCCCCUGACGGUGGAGAUCCAGAUCCAGCUGAUCCAGGGCCGCUCGAUGGAGGAGGCGCUUCGGGGGCUCGUCCCGUAGGGCGCGGUAUUAAAGAUUGUUCUGACACCGCGGCUCCGCGUCUGUCCAGCCGCCGCCGCGCGUCCGGGGAGCGGGGUGCUGGCCGGGGCCGCGGGGGGCCUGUUCGGGAGGAGGCCGGAGUG
Messenger RNA from Balaenoptera acutorostrata (minke whale), 2083 nucleotides. It is a transcript of the gene LRRC43, whose product is annotated as leucine rich repeat containing 43. NCBI's taxonomy places the organism in Eukaryota, Metazoa, Chordata, Mammalia, Artiodactyla, Balaenopteridae. Bases 24 to 1961 code for a protein of 645 amino acids. The transcript has 13 exons. The record is from RefSeq and is a predicted model, not a curated record.